AUGGGAGUGGGAUUCUUCUUUAUGGAGUUUUCAUCUUCUUCUUCCUCCCAAUCUAAGUCCCAGUUGAUAGUAUAUGUUUGUCUUGUAGUUUUUGGUCUUUUCCAUUACCCCACAAUUACUGUAGAGGCUGCCGUGAAGAUACCUCCAGGCCAGACAAUUCCAGCGGUCAUCGUGUUCGGUGAUUCUAUAAUGGACACGGGCAACAACAACCAUCUUAAGUCUCUUAUUAAGUGCAAUUUCUCUCCUUAUGGAAGAGAUUUCCAGGGACACAAGCCAACAGGCAGAUUUGGCAAUGGAAAAGUGCCCUCUGACUUCAUAGAAAGUGGGAAUAAUGGGCAUAUUAUGUAUGCACUCGUUAAGAAACUUAUAUGGAAAACCUCCAAAUAUGAAAGAAUACCACACGUGCCGAAGAAUGGAAGAACUGGGAAUCAAAAGUAUUUGCCGGCGUAUUUAGAUCCUAGUCUACGGCCUGAAGAUCUGGCCACGGGAGUCUGCUUUGCUUCAGGUGGCACGGGAUACGACCCAAUGACACCCGAAAUAGUGUCAGUUAUAUCACUCUCGGAUCAGUUGUCAAUGUUCAAGGAGUAUAUAGGGAAGCUUAAAGGCAUUGUUGGAGAAGAGAGAACCAACUUCAUUCUAUCCAACGCUCUGUUUCUGGUGGUGGCUGGCAGCGACGACAUUGCCAACACCUAUUUUACCAUUCGCGUAAGAAAAGCCCAGUAUGAUAUUCCUGCUUACACCGACCUUAUGGUCGACUCCGCGUCUAGUUUCGUCAAGGAAUUGUACGGACUCGGCGCGAGAAGGAUUGGUCUGUUCAGUGCACCACCAAUAGGAUGUGUGCCUUCACAAAGAACAUUAGGUGGAGGAUUAGCAAGAGACUGCGCCGAAGAAUACAAUGAAGCAGCAAAGUUAUUCAACGCUAAACUUUCCCGGUCUCUCAACUCCUUAAACACAGCCCUCCCAAACAGCAGACUGGUCUACGUGGAUGUCUACAAUCCACUACUGGAAAUCAUUCUCAACCCUGCCAAGGAUGGGUUUAAAGUUGCGGAGAAAGGAUGCUGUGGAACUGGGGCCAUAGAGGUAGCAGUGUUAUGCAACAAGUACGAUGCCACGUGCGCAAAUGCAAGUGAUCAUGUGUUUUGGGAUAGUUACCAUCCCACAGAACGGACCUACAGUGUGCUGAUUCCCCCACUUCUCCGAAGAUAUGUAAACGAUUUCCUUGUUGGCAACUGA
Messenger RNA from Prunus armeniaca (apricot), 1233 nucleotides. NCBI's taxonomy places the organism in Eukaryota, Viridiplantae, Streptophyta, Magnoliopsida, Rosales, Rosaceae. The record is from the annotation of a GenBank genome assembly.